Pollicipes pollicipes is the source of this 806-nucleotide messenger RNA. Its product is annotated as zinc finger HIT domain-containing protein 2. The annotation marks the transcript as partial. The record is from RefSeq and is a predicted model, not a curated record. NCBI's taxonomy places the organism in Eukaryota, Metazoa, Arthropoda, Thecostraca, Pollicipedomorpha, Pollicipedidae. The transcript has 4 exons.
GCGGGUAGCAUUCAGACUAUUUUUUAGGGCUACUUGGGCCUAUCUUGAAGAAUUGAUAUCCGGACUGAGGCGAUGAAUACCACUUGAACGUGAUUUUCCCUCCACUGAUAUUGGAGUGAGCCACCAGCUGUCAAUACAAGCUGCCGUCGGCUGUCCCCCGCCGCUCUCCGCCACCAGACGGCAGCAUGAGCGCCGGCACGUGCACCUUCUGCGCCAAUGGCGCCAAGUACGUGUGCCCACGCUGCGGCGUGCCGUACUGCUCGCUGCCCUGCUACCGGUCCAGCCGCCACGAGCGAUGCUCGGAGGGCUUCUACCGCGAGUGCGUGAUGGACUCGCUGCGUCGGGAGCAACCGGACCCGGCCGUGCGUCGGCGCAUGGAGGAGACGCUCGCGCGCGAGGCGCGUCUGCAGGCCGACGACGAGCCGGCCGACUCGGACGACAGCGACUCGGAGGACGAGCUCUCGGAGCGGAUGCGCGGCGUCGACCUGGACGACGCGGAGGCCGUGUGGAGUCGGCUGACGCCGGCCGAGCGCGACGAGUUCCGGCGCCAGCCGCCCUCGCCGCUCGUCAUCAACUCAGUCAUCAACGCGCUGUACGCGUACGCGUACCUGCGCCUGCUGUACGACGGCGAUUGGUCGGCGUCGACGCUGGAGGCUAGCGACGGCCUCUGCCUUCUGAGCGGGUGCCUUUCGCGCGGCGAGGUCAUGGACAGCGGCCGCGCCGCCGUCCAGGCGGUCGACUUCCACCAGCUGCUGGCCGGGCCGGGCGCCGACGACGCCAGCUGGUACGUGCUGGCCGCGCUCUCC